Strongylocentrotus purpuratus (purple sea urchin) is the source of this 3885-nucleotide messenger RNA. RefSeq lists its product as uncharacterized. Bases 285 to 3851 code for a protein of 1188 amino acids. The transcript is spliced from 7 exons. The record is from RefSeq and is a predicted model, not a curated record. Gene Ontology annotation, molecular function: flavin adenine dinucleotide binding; oxidoreductase activity, acting on CH-OH group of donors. Lineage: Eukaryota; Metazoa; Echinodermata; Echinoidea; Camarodonta; Strongylocentrotidae.
CUUGGGUAUUGUGUCACAGUUGAACGGAUCUGCUACACAUGUUGGAGGAGCAGGGCCGGCGUACUUAUUGUACAAUCGCAGCUGACUGUUUUUAAUAGCUUGGUCUUUUGUACGGAUGUGGAUAUUGGUCGAGGACUCAGUCUGUCGGUCUAUCAACAGUUGCGUUCAUCGAUAGGCCUGCUAUCUCUCUUUCACCAAACGAGGAUCCUGGUGUUCCAGAAGGUACAUGAUCUGAGGCAAGAGACUGUUAAUACGAGACACCAGUCAAGAGUUUACAUGAUAACAUGGCUAACCUUCAGAGGAAUGGUCGAGAGCCGAAAAGGGGGGCCGCCACAAAAGGAACGGCACCGACCCCCAACAAAAAAUACGACUACUCGACAUACCGACUAUCCUCGCCGCUAACCGAAAUCAAAUCGGAGUACGAUGUGGUGGUUAUCGGAUCCGGAUACGGAGCAUCAAUCGCUGCUAGUCGGUGCGCUCGGGCCGGUCAGUCGGUGUGCGUACUGGAGAAAGGGAAGGAGUGGUGGCCGGGAGACUUCCCCGAGAGCGAACUCAAGUCCGUCAACGAGUUACAGGUGACGAGGCCGGGACAUAAAUCUGUAUUUGGCAAAGAGACGGGUCUGUUCGACAUGGUGGUCGGUGCCGACGUCAGUGUCCUCCAGGGCUGUGGACUGGGAGGGACGUCUCUUAUCAACGCCAAUGUCGCUCUCGAAUGCGACAAGCGGGUCAUGGAUGAUGAGCGCUGGCCCAAAGAGAUCCGUGAAGACUUGGCCAUGCUGUAUGGUGACGACAGACAGCACGUGUUUGAUAUGUUGAAACCCGAGAGGUACCCUACAGACUUUCCAGAACUUGCAAAAAUGAAGGCAAUGAAGCUAGGAGCUGCUCGUCUUAUCAGGGACAUCGAGGAUCUCUCUGUACCCGAUGUUUACAGCAGCGUACCCCUCUAUGUGAACUUCAAACACGCGGAGAAGAACGACUUCGGAAUCCCUCAGCCUGCGUGCAACGGGUGCGGCAAUUGCGUCGGAGGGUGCAACGUAGGUGCAAAGAACACCCUGAACUUCAACUACCUGCCAGACGCGAGGACAUUCGGUGCCGACAUCUUCACGCAGACAAAAGUGAAAGCCGUCCUUCGAGAAGAGUCUAAAGGCAUGUGGAAGGUGUUUUACGAAGAGUUGGUCCAAGAUGUCUUCCAUGUGGUCGAGCAGACGGUACGGGCCAAGAUCGUCAUCUUUGGAGCUGGGUCCCUGGGAUCCACCAAUAUCUUGAUGAACUCUGAACAGCGCGGUCUGCAACUGUCUGAUAGGCUGGGAGAAGGCUUCACGACAAACGGUGACGCGCUGAACUUUAGCUACAACACGGCGCAUAAAGUCAAAUGCGUCGGCGUCAAAACGAAGGAUGUGAAACCAGGGCAUGGGCCAGGACCGUGCAUUGCAUCUGUCAUUGACAUGAGGCUCCCUAGUGCCCCAUUGGAUGAUGGGUAUGUCCUUGAAGAUGGGACACCACCUGUUGCUUGGGAGGCUCCCUUGAAGAUCCUCCUGAAGACCACACCUGGAUUGAAACUCUCACAUGGUAAAAACACUCGUGAAGCACUACGUGCUAUAUCAGGCAAAUCCAUCAAGCACACUCUUUCUGUACUGUCCAUGAGCCACGAUUCUGCGGAUGGUAGACUCAUCCGUGAUAAGGCCAGUGGGCGGGUCACGGUGGAUUUCCCCAUGGUUGGAGGUGGAGCUAACUUCGAGAAGAUGUUUGAGGGGUCGAAGGAGUUGACGGCUGCCUUGGAAGGACAUCACAUCGCAAACCCAUUCUGGAAGGGUAUGUUGAGUGAGCUGAGGAACACCAAGGGUGUCAUCACCGUUCACCCAUUGGGUGGGUGCUGCAUGGCUGAGUCUGGCAAGGAUGGCGUCGUCAACCAUGCCGGCCAGGUGUUUGUUGGAAAUUUCGAUAACGUCUAUCCUGGGCUUCUUGUAGUUGAUGGCGCAAUCAUGCCACGCAGUCUUGGCGUUAACCCAACGUUGACCAUUGCCAUGGUUGCUGAACGGUGCAUACGUCUUCUAGCAUAUAGAGAGGGAUGGAGUAUAGACUACCCGUCAAGAAGAAAUAUAGCUACGGUAUACAGGAAGACCAAACCCGGAUUCCGCUUCACGGAAAAGAUGAGUGGAAAACUGAUAGUUGAUGGAGAGAAGAUACCAAUUUCCUUCCAGCUAACCAUCGAGUCGAAAGACAUCUACCAUAUGCUGAAGCUUGAUCCGACCCACCGCGCCGGCAUCUACGGCAUUGUGAGUUGUGAUGCACUGUCGAAGACUCCCCUGACAGUUUCUGAUGGCAUCUUUCAGCUGCUCGCCGACAGCGAAGACAAGGUCGAGACCAAAGAAAUGGUCUACAAAAUGACUUUGACUAACCACGAAGGGGAGGUAUUCUACUUCAAGGGUGAAAAAUGCAUCCAAAAGAAUAGAGCUCUGGAAACGGGUUUGACGGAUACAACGCAUAUGACCUUCACCGUGACAAAAGGUUCUGGCACGUCCGUGGAGACAGUCGGUGAAGGUAAGCUGAAGCUCAAGAUCCGGGAUUUCAUGAGGCAGCUCACAACCAUCGAGGUGACCAAUUGCCAUAAUGCGAUUGAGAGAUUGAGGUGGAAGACCAGGUUCUGCAAGUUUUUUGCCGGUUCCCUCUGGGAGGUCUACGGCAUCCUCAGUCCAUCCACAACGCCCUUUGACCCUGAUGCACCUCCGAGGGAAAGACGACUUCUCAAAAUGGAUCAAGACAAGAUUGUCCCGAUGAAGCUCCCUGCAGGAGAUGGCAUACCGCUUAUCCUCACGCGAUACAGAGGGGGAGAGAAAGGUCCCAUUCUACUGCUUCACGGGCUAGGUGUGUCAAGUCGCAUCUUCACAAUCGAUACAGUCAACAAGAACAUGGUGGAGUACUUGGUGGAGAAAGGAUUUGAUGUGUGGUCUUUGGACAUGCGAUUCUCAAUAUCACUACCGUCUCACAAGGAUGGAUGCACUGUCAUAGAUGCGGCAGAGUUCGAUGUUCCGGUUGCCAUUGACCUCAUUCUUCAGACCACCAAAGUAUCCAGCGUCCAGGUCUUUGGUCAUUGCAUGGGAUCACUGGUGAUUUUUGCCUCACUCCUCGGAGGUUUUGUCGCUAAGGAGAAGAUUAGCAGCAUCGUGUCUUCUCAGCUUGGGUUUGUCAUCAAGCCCACUGCAGCGUCCACCACUGGUCCAAAUUUCAUUGGCGAUGGCGUUGAUGCGUACACUGACACCAACGAAAAUUGGAUGGGAAGAGUCUUCAAUGUCGUCUCAGAUAGAUAUGCCAGUUUCGUGACAUCCGCCAAUGAGCACUGUGACAGCCACGUAUGCCACCGUGUGACGUUCUUGUACCGACCGUCAUGGCAGCACGAGAAUUUAAACAAGAGCACCCACGACACCUUGCAUGAAUGGAACGGCUUCACCAACAAGGAUCUCUUCAAGCACCUUUCCAAGUGUGCUAACAAGAAGAUGCUGUGCAACCGUGAUGGGGACAAGCCUCUCAUUCCGAAGUUCGAUUCCAAGAACUACCUGGAGAAUCCCGAGUACCAGGAAGCCAUGUCACGUCUUGAUGUUCCCAUCCUCUUCUUCACGGGAGAGCGGAACAGCCGAUGGGACAAGAAAUCGAUCCAACGGAGCCAUCAAAGAUGCCUGGAGAGUCACCCCGACCAGCACUAUGCGUGUCUCAUGGUGCCUUCCUAUAAUCAUUCAGACUCUAUCGUUGGCAAGAACGCGGAAAAUGAUGUAUUCCCACUCUUCUUGCCAUUCCUCGAGAAGUACUCAAUACCACACGACAUGUCAGAUGGCACAUCUUUAAGCAGCCUUUAAUUUGUAUCAUGGCGACAGGGCUGUAUAUGAAGAG